Molecule: messenger RNA, 1587 nt
Organism: Durusdinium trenchii
Lineage: Eukaryota; Dinophyceae; Suessiales; Symbiodiniaceae
Source: the annotation of a GenBank genome assembly
AUGGCGCGGACCCGCGGUGGCGUCUUUCUCCUGCUUGGUCUUUGCUUUGCACCCCUCGCUUUCGUCCCCUCCGUCCCGGAGGAGAAGGCACCUCCAGUGCCAGUGGCUCGCCGUAGCCUUUGGACUGGAGCCUUGCUUUUGGCCUCGCCAGCGAAUGCCCAGGCACCUCAGAAGGUGCUGGUGGCCGGGGCCACUGGGCAGACUGGGCGCCGGAUUGUGGAGCGCUUAGCCAAGGAUGGGCAGACCUCAGUGGUGGGCGGUGUCCGCGAUGUCUCCAAGGCCCAGAGUGAGCUCAGCAAGUCCUCCAUCGCCAUCCGAGGGGCAAUGAUUGACGAGGUGAAGGCGGUGGACACCAAAGGGGUAGAAUUGAAGUCAUUGGAUGUGGCCAAAGACUCUGUGGACGCCUUGGCCGGCUCAUUGACCGGUGUCGACGCACUGAUCAUCGCCACGGGCUUCGUGCCGGGGAACCCCUUCGCGAUGAACGCAGAGGCCCAUGCGGUGGACAACCUGGGCACCAAGGCCUUGGUGGACGCUGCGAAGAAGUCCGGAGUGAAGAAAAUCGUCCUUGUGUCAUCCAUUCUAACCAAUGGUCGUGGCUGGGGGCAAGAGAACAGCCCGGGCUUUCAGGUCACCAAUGCCUUUGGGAAUGUCCUCGAUGAGAAGUUGGAAGCUGAGAAGUACCUUAGAGCCUCUGGUAUCGACUACACAAUUGUCAGGCCCGGCGGCUUGAAAGCGAGCGCUCCAGCAGGCGGCUUGGUGGUGUCCAAGGAAGAUACCUUGAACAGCGGAGAGAUCAGCCGAGACCUGGUGGCCGAUGUGAGCAUUGCGGCCAUUUUUGACCAGAGGGCCUCGAACAAAGUCGUUGAGAUCAUUGAGGACGAGACGAAGUCGCUGGUGGUGGAAGUGGAGCGUUUCCAAGACCUUGCUGGGAAUCCUGCAAUGGGCGCCGGAGAUUCUCUAGUCUUCCAGGUGGCAAGAGCACAGGCAGGAGGGAUUGGGAAGUUUCGCCUGCGAACUGGCAGAGAUCAGACCGUCUUCAAGUCCCGGGCAGCACAGGACACGCUGGUCUUGCUCUGCGAAGGGUUUGGCUUGAUGACGCUGGUAGAGCUACACCUUGACCCGGCGAAGUACUCGGUGAAGGAUGGGCCAUCUCGCCCACUGGUGAGGGAUGAGCUCUUUGGCCCACACCUUUUAGCGGUGGGCGACUGGAGCGACUGCCGGCACCCCGUCCCCGCGGGCGCACCGCUGUACUUCGAGCCCAUGGAACGUGGCUGGCAAGCUCCGACGUGGCGGCUCACCGAAGACUCAUGGGUUGCAGUGAUUGGGAUUGGUGUGCCGAUGACAGCACUGAGACGCGGUGCCUACAAGUUGAUGUUCGUCCUUGGCAUUCCUGCGCCGAAGAUGCGGGACGGCUACUACAUGUCACUACCAUCCAAGGCAAACGAACAAGUGGCUAAUCAUUUGUUUACUCGUUGUAAAGCUUCAGCGAAGCCUGUUUUCGCAUGUAACAUGUAUGUAUAUAUAGCCCCCCAAAAAAAACAACGUUUUCAGACAAAUUUCUUGCUUGUAUGUGAGAGUUGUCCUUGA